This is a messenger RNA of Peniophora sp. CBMAI 1063, 249 nucleotides long. NCBI's taxonomy places the organism in Eukaryota, Fungi, Basidiomycota, Agaricomycetes, Russulales, Peniophoraceae. The record is from the annotation of a GenBank genome assembly.
AUGUUUUUACUUCCGCCCCCCAUGUACGAGAUGUCCCAAGGCGAGAGGGCCGCAUUGGAGUGCGCUAAGCGCGCCCACCUAGCUUCAUCGAGUAUCACAGAUCCCGAUGACAGCCUGUCCUGUACAGAAGCAAUGUCUCCAGUAGGGUUGCCGACGUCGCUCCUCACCGAGGCCAAGAUUGAGCUCAUAGGGAGAAAGGAUCGCCCCUGGUGGAACUCAGACGGGGUACAGUAUGUGUCGGGAAACUGA